AUGCUAAAACUUUCCCAACUCAUAGACGCCAAACGGCGGGAUAGUUCCGACACCAUGGGAGAACCCUCUGUUCUCUCUCGUCCACCACCGCAGUCUCCCAUCACCACUGGCACUUCGACUCCCGUCUCACCCGCUGUCUCCCUCUUCUCCGCCAAAGGUCAUACGCGCUUCUCCAGUUCCGUCUCCUCCCUCGUUUCGUCCCCAGGACCGAGCAAUUCUAUGGACAUCCCUUCGCGCAACCCCUUGACCGGUGUGAAGGAAGAACCCAGUGGGGCUCCGGCGAGGGAUCUCGAGGAAGAAUACUUCCAACAUUUUGACCAAGGUCUGUCAAUAGUUGAAGAUUCCUACCUUGCCUCCAUGGAUUAUUCCAGCGGCUACGACUUCUCCGAUGCCAACAUGGAUCCCUCCCAUUCCCCCAAGAAAAGACGUUCCGAUAGCGUGUCUACCAAAGGUCUGUCGCGCAUUGGCUCGCGGAUAUCGACGAUAUCGACUCGUUUCAAAUCCAAACGUGCCUCCGAUGAGCUGGAUGGUGCUGAUGGGUUUGCUGCGGGACUGCGGUCUCGCACGAAUUCAUCGUCCUCCGCCUUUGUUACCGUUCCGGGGCUCUCGAUGAGUCAAGUGAAUUCCAUUGCCAUUCCUCCUUCCCCUGCACGCACAAUAUUCGAAGAGCGGAUGAGCGAGUCGGGGACCCAGCCGAUUGAUAUUGUCAAAGCCAACAGCCAGAGCCAGGACGAGUCUGCGCCUCAAGCCACCACGCCGCUGCUCCCCCCAUUCAUGGGCGAUGAGCCGUUGUGUCCUACGGCCUCACGCGUUCACUCGCCCCUGCAAUCGCCUUCGGUGGCAGAUAUGUCCGAUGAGAUUGCAGAUGUCACCGCCCAGCAGGACGGACGUUUGGCUGGACUUCCUUCGCCUCCGUUGUCGACCAAACCCUCCGUCGCCUCGUUCAGCCGUCCUCGUGCUGGCACCACCCGGACUGUGUCCGGCGAGACGCCCACGUUCAUUCUCUCCGAUCCGAACGAUGAGUGGGCAAACAAACUUGGCCACGCCAAUUUCACUAUUCAGCCUGAGCCGUACGUGCCCGAGGUCUACGACUUGGAGUCUUUCCACCAACUGCGCGCCCAGUGGGAUCUUGCGCAAUGUAACUUCGCCAAGCAUCUUGUGCGCACCGGAGAGCAUUACGGGAUCACUUCCAACAUCUACAAGCUCACGGAAGAAAAGUGGGAGGCUAUCAACAAUGAGUGGAAGCGCCAUCACGAAGCGAUGGUAUCUCAACUAGAGAUCACCGAUGGACCCCAACUGGGCCUCAUCAAGUCCCACCGCGAUCCGUGCGAACAGCUCAAAAUCCCACGUCUUCACGAUGAAAAGUUUCCUGAGUUGGGAGACGGCGAGAUUGUCGGUCCCAUGAAAAUCGCACCCGCGACCAGCACCUCUGGGCUGUGUCGGAGCCCAUCGCUGAAGCGAAGCUUUUUCAAAUUCUUCCAGGAUCUGGUAUCCCGAUCAUAG
Aspergillus terreus NIH2624 is the source of this 1503-nucleotide messenger RNA. RefSeq lists its product as uncharacterized. The coding region runs from base 1 to 1503 and encodes 500 amino acids. The transcript is spliced from 2 exons. The record is from RefSeq and is a predicted model, not a curated record. Lineage: Eukaryota; Fungi; Ascomycota; Eurotiomycetes; Eurotiales; Aspergillaceae.